CUGCUCAACAGAUUUAUGAACUAUGUAGCCAUGACGUCAAAAUUCGAGAAAAUUAAUUUAUAUUUAAAAUUGUAUAUUAUUAUAUAAUAUUAUAUAUUGUGACGUUUCGAUUUUUUUUUUGAUAGGUAAGUUAAAUUCGUAUUUGUUUCUCACGAUUUCUCGUAUAAUAUUAACAUGGCAUUGAACAUCAAAUUAGAUGCAUUUUUGAAUACAAAACCACAACCGGAAUGGUUGAAUCAGUUAAGAGUGACUAUUGCGGUGGCCAAAAAGUUUGAACAGAAAGGUGAUUACGAAAAAGCCGCAAAAUGUUAUGAAACCGUCUUAUACUAUGACCCCGAGGACACUAGAACGCGCGUCAAACUCAGUAAAUGUUAUCAGAAAUUGUUACAACCCGAACAAGCGGCAAAACACCAGACUCAAGCAAUGCAAAACGAUCCUGAUUUACUCCAAACCAUUGAGAACGAAGCUAGUGUAAACUUUAAAUUGGGAAACUUUGCAAGCAGUUUAAUGACUUACAGUCGAUAUUUUAUGCGAAGGAAAACGUCGUUUGAUUGUAAUCAAGGAUUACUGAAAGUCAAUGAAGUUAUGGAUAACUAUUUACCUGUUAAUGGAAUGAUGAUUUGUUUAAAAAAAACAAUAUUAAAAAUGAUAGAAAAUGGAAAAUUUUUCGACUCGGAUGCAUGCGAAAAGUUGAACAAUUCUAAAAAAUUAAAUAAUAUUCACAAAAGUCACACUGAACAAACCCAAGAAGCAUAUUAUUUACGGAACAUAGUACAAAACGUGAGAUUUUAUAGAAAACAGCUGGAUGUUUUACCUAAACACAAUAAAAAUGAUAAAUUAGUUUAUGAACAAAUCCAAAACGUCGUUCACACAUUUGAAACAGCCAAAAAAGAUUUAUACCGAAAAAAACCAUUUUAUAUUUACGAAUGUCUAAGACCAAAACGCCAGCUUAAUGACCAGCGAAAAAUCAAAGAUUUGAUCAAAUUACAAGUUGCCAAGUAUAUUAAUUCAAUAGUUGAAUAUUGCUUGUCCGGCGAAAUCGAAUUAGCUCGACGACAAGCCGAACUAGCUAUGAAAUACAUGGAAGAACAUCGAUUUAAACCGUUGAAGGUGGUGAACACCUUGUACGAAGUAUUCGGUUUGGCUCUGUACUUGUUGAAUCGGGAUAUACCCGAGUGGUCGAAUGAAAUGAACGACAAAAGGAUAUUAUUCAUAUUGGGUUCGAGCUUCGACGAGAAAAACGCUUACAAUCACGUCUUUCACGAGUCAUAUUUCGGGAUCAAAAACCAAAACACGAAGAGUUGUUUGAAGAAACUCUCCAGGCAGUUAAAUGGCAUCGAAUUAACCACCUACAGUCUGUACCUUCAGUACGAGCGGAUUAAAUGCUACAUGCAUCUAAAAGAAUUUAAAGCCACGAGACCGUUAACGAAAACAAUGUUCAACGACGCUUGUACUUUGGGCAGUAUCGCGUGGCAAGUGAAUGCCCUUAUGCUGACGAUGAUCUCCGAGUCUAAAUUAGGCAACGGGCUCCAGUGUAUAAAAACCACAGAGUUUAUAAUAUCACUAAGUAGAACUCUGGGAGAUGAGAACGUCACUGCGUUUAUGAGAAAAGUGUGGAAAUUAUUUGCCACAGACCAAGUGCGAGUUCCUGAAAUGGGCACCGAAGAUGAACGAAAAGCAGAUAUGAUAAACAUCAUGCCGGACUCCGAAAACAUUUUACUCAUGGAAAGUUUAUUAAACCGUAUCGACAGAUUGCCUAAAGAAUGUAGGAUAUCUUUGGCGUUAGGAGAACAUUCAGAAAUGAACUGCGCAGAUCAUCGACCAAACAUUAGACAGGGACCCUUGAUAAUCGACAAGAGGUGGAAAUGAAAACGUAUAUUUGGCUAGGUUUAUUCGCUGCAAUGAAACAAAGAUCCGAUUUAUCGAUCCAACUGCUGUUUGUGUUUUUAAACUCGCGACCGAGUAAUGUUAAUAUCAAUAUUAUUCGUAACUAUCUAUGCGUAUUCUAUUGCGAUACAUCAGAGGAAAAGGGGGAGCGUUAUAUAUCUUAAGAGUUAAGACGGAAUCACAGCUACGUCAUCUAUCGUGUCGUUUCCAAAAACUGUAGAAAUGUCCCGGUUUUUAAAUUUCACCGCGGCUUUUGUUCGUCGACUGUGACUUACUUAAUUACAGUUAAUAAAGUUACCAUCACGUCACUACGACUGAC
Aphis gossypii (cotton aphid) is the source of this 2206-nucleotide messenger RNA. RefSeq names its product outer dynein arm-docking complex subunit 4-like. The coding region runs from base 175 to 1869 and encodes 564 amino acids. Lineage: Eukaryota; Metazoa; Arthropoda; Insecta; Hemiptera; Aphididae. Gene Ontology annotation, molecular function: protein binding. The record is from RefSeq and is a predicted model, not a curated record. The transcript is spliced from 5 exons.